Melanaphis sacchari is the source of this 2187-nucleotide messenger RNA. RefSeq names its product zinc finger MYM-type protein 1-like. Bases 1 to 2187 code for a protein of 728 amino acids. Lineage: Eukaryota; Metazoa; Arthropoda; Insecta; Hemiptera; Aphididae. The transcript has 8 exons. The record is from RefSeq and is a predicted model, not a curated record.
AUGGAUGAUAUGUAUUUAGAUGUCACGGCUGAAUACACCGAUGAUUAUAAAAUAACUCAAAUUGAAUAUCAUUCAUUUUUACCUUAUUCAACAUCUGCCCUCUCCAAUAACGAUGAAGUACGUAUUGCUUUACAUAACACAGAGUCUUAUACUUUACCAUUGAAAGUGAAUGAUAGAGAAAAAAUACGACUGUUGAAAGUAAUCAACAAUCAGAAACCUCUAACAUGUGCGUUUAGAUCGUGGGAACUGUGUGAAUAUCCGUUUUUACCUCAAAACACUUCGCAUUCGUGGAAAGUCUAUUUAAACUCUGAAGUAUUCCCAUAUGAAGAUUUUCAAAGCGACUUUACUAAGAACAAGAUGACUACAUUAUAUCACGCAUAUACCGAGUUCCAGAAAUCAUACUAUGGUUAUAACGAUGUGACACCUCUAUUGAACCGUUCGGAUUUCAAAAAUCUUUCUCCAAUUAUUGUUGUCGACAUGAGUCGGCAGAACGACAACGUGAAAAUGUCAACCGUAGACCUCAGGAUUGAACUUGAAGUUGAUGAAGCGCAGUGGCGCACACCUGCUGAACAAAAUGAUGACUGUACAAUGGGAGCUUCUGCAUCGACCAUAGUUACAUUAGAACAUGAUCCAGAUACAACAGCUGCUAUAGAAAAUAUAAAUAUUGAAUCAAAUGAUGAUAGUGUGUAUGCAGAUCUAUUCAAAAAUCCCACAGCAGAAAUUACAACUACUACAGAAAAUGUAAAUUUGACAUAUAAUUCCACCAAUUCUGUUGAUUUAAAUAUUGAUGUCUUCUCAAAUGAUCCAGCUGAAUUGACGUUGCUAGCUCCAUUUUCUUACGAAAAAAGAAAAUUAAUUCUAAAUAAUGGCCCUUGUCAACCUCAAAAAAUUGAUAUGCCAAAUAAAAGAUUUCCAGUACACAAUAGUAGAAGUUUUCAAUGUUCUUGGUAUAUGAAAACCAUGCCAGAUGGUUCAGCUACUAGAAGAGAAUGGAUUUCUUACUCUUGUAGUAAAGAUAAAAUAUUUUGUAUUUAUUGCAUAUUAAUUGGAAAUGAAAAAAGUACUGUAUGGACUAGCACAGGCUUCAGCAGUUGGAAUAAAGCAUCUGAGAGAAUAGUGAUGCACGAAACAUCAUCAAAUCAUAUUGAAGCUUGUCUUAAAAUUAAAUUAGAAGAUACAUGUUUGCCUCUUUUGCCUAGUAUGUUAAAAGCAAGAAAUGAGUUUGUUGCAACAAAUCGUAAGAUAGUUGAAGCUAUUAUUGAAAUAAUUUUAUACUUGGCUAGACAUUCCCUUGCUUUUCGAGGACACCGAGAAAGUUGGUCAGAAAAUUUAAGAGGAAAUUUUAGAGAUCUAGUUUGCUUACUGGGCAAAUACCAUCCUAUCUUAGCAUCUUACAUUGUUGGGCAUCAAGAAAAAAAUAAAAACAAGUAUGAUUUUAUUUCAUGGAGACGACAAAAUCAAAUGAUAGAAUCUUUAGCUAGUUAUACUCGUGUUGUGGUUUUAAAACAGAUAAAAACUGCCAAAUUUUUUAGUCUUACAAUGGAUAGUACCUUUGAUAACUCUAGAAAAGAACAGUUAUCAUUUGUUAUAAGAUAUUUAAAUGAAGAUAGUGGAGAAAUCAAUGAAAGGUUAAUUAACUUAAAAGAAUGCAUGGGACAGUCCUAUGAUGGGGCUAGUAAUAUGCGUGGUUCAUAUAAUGGUCUCCAAGCUAUAAUUAGGCGUUCUAAUACUGCUGCUAUUUUUGUAUGGUGUUAUGCACAUCGACUGAAUUUGGUCCUUACCGAUGCUGUUAGUUCCUCUGUGAAUGCUGUUGAUAUGUUUGGAAUUAUAGAAACCAUACAUGAUUUUAUUAAUUCAAGCAAGAAAAGGGUUGCAUUAUUUGAACUCCAUCAAGAAAAAUGUUAUGGUAAUAAACAACGUAAACGUCGAUUUAAAAGAGUUCAGACAACAAGGUGGUGGUCCCAUGAUUUGGCAUUAAACACUGUUUUGGAUACAUUUGAUGCAUUAUGUAACACAUUAGAAGAACUUCAAAAAAGUGAAUGUACAAGUGAUCGAAAAGGAGCCUACCAAUUAUUUGAAAUUGUGACACCUUUAAGUAAAAUGCUACAAACUAUAGACAUAGACCUAAUUGGAGUUAUAGCUGUAGUAGAUGAUAAAAUACGUGAACUAAAAAAAUGCCAGAAGUGA